AUGAUGCAAAAUAUUGGACGGGGCGAAUUUUCUCAGUUCCCCAAUUUGUCACAGACAAGCUGCCAGGAAGACGACGUUUCAACUUACGUUCAACAUUUAAAUGCCCUCUAUUCAGAUUUCGAAUCUAGGUUUGAGGAUAUUUUGACUAUGGUAAUACCACCGUGGAUAAUUAAUCCAUAUGGUGACAUAGAAGAAACGAAUGUCAUAAUACAAGAGGAACUGACUGAACUAAGUACAAACGAAGAACUUAAGGUUCAGUUUAAAAACGGAUAUCAGCAAUUCUGGCUGCUACUUAUCCCGUAUUAUGGAAUAUAG
Messenger RNA from Acanthoscelides obtectus, 315 nucleotides. The record is from the annotation of a GenBank genome assembly. NCBI's taxonomy places the organism in Eukaryota, Metazoa, Arthropoda, Insecta, Coleoptera, Chrysomelidae.